Linderina pennispora is the source of this 1590-nucleotide messenger RNA. Its product is annotated as MFS general substrate transporter. The record is from RefSeq and is a predicted model, not a curated record. Lineage: Eukaryota; Fungi; Kickxellomycota; Kickxellomycetes; Kickxellales; Kickxellaceae. Gene Ontology annotation, molecular function: transmembrane transporter activity. The coding region runs from base 1 to 1590 and encodes 529 amino acids. The transcript is spliced from 2 exons. Gene Ontology annotation, biological process: transmembrane transport.
AUGCCCCUCGACGAGGAAGAGGAGAAUAGUAUGCCUUUUGCCCGGCUUCUUUUGACUAUGGCUGUCCUAUCGCUAGCACUAUUUGUCGGAGCCAUUGACCAAACCAUCGUCGCCACAGCCACCGUCCGCAUAAGCGAGGAGUUCGACGCUAUGACACAGAUAGUCUGGCUAGCAAACGCCUAUCAGCUGAGUUCAACUGCGCUCCAGCCAGUAACGGGAAAGCUGAGCGACAUUUUCGGGCGCACCCAGGUUCUGCUGGCCAGUCUGGUGAUAUUUGCGGCAGGCUCGCUUUCCAUGAAUGUGCUGCUAGCUGGACGUGGAAUAGCAGGUGCCGGGUCCGCAGGCAUUAUUGGGCUCACCCUCGUGAUCGUGUCUGACAUUGUGCCCAUGCGCAAGCGAGGGCCGUACAUGGCGAUCUUCUCUCUUGUAUUCUCCAUAUCAUCAGUAGUCGGACCCUUGCUCGGCGGGGUUUUUACCGAUCACAUCUCCUGGCGCUGGGUGUUUUGGCUUAGCGAGCCCAUCGCUGGGUUCGUUAUCGUGGCGGUCAUUAUUCUGAUUCGCUUCCCUCAUUCGUCGACUGGCAUGUGGGCCAAGCUCAAGCGCAUUGAUUACCUAGGGAUAUUGCUGCUUGUUGGUGGGCUUACCAUGUUCAUGAUCGGGCUGACUCUUCCCAGCAACGGCCACAGCUGGGGGUCAACAGAGGUUGUGCUUUGCAUGUCGGGCGGUGCCGUUGCGGUAGCGCUGUUUUUCAUUGUUGAGUGGAAAUUUGCACUUGAUCCUAUUGUGCCGCUGCGCUUGUUUCAGAUCCGCAACGUUACCCUGAUGAUGGGUGGGUCGUUCUUCAUGGGCGCCUGCAUGUUCACCAUCAUAUUCUUCAUCCCCCUGUACUACAACGUUGUCGAGAAUCUGUCAUCGACCCAGGCUGGCCUGUACCUGCUUCCAUUCGUAAUCGGCAUCCUGAUCACCAGCAUUCUGACCGGCUGGCUUGUUGCCAGGCUCGGUAUCUACCGCCCUUUCAUGUGGACGGGCACGGCAGUGUGCGCGGUAGGUAUCGGGCUUCUGAUGCUGCUGGAUCGCAGCUCGAUACUGGCUGAGCGUAUUUGCUAUCUGCUUAUUGCUGGUCUGGGAAUGGGUGCAUUCAUCCAGCUCAGUCUGAUUGCGGGACAGGCAGCGGCCAGGGUUGAGGACAUGGCAUCGGCAACUGCAGUAUUAACCUUCUUCCGGUCUAUUGGGAGCGUAUGUGGGAUGGCUGCAAUGCAGACAGUCCUGCAAACCGAGCUGCGGAACCGCCUAUAUGGGCUUAUCAACUCGUACAGCGGCUUUCAGCGUACCAUCCUCCGUGCGAUUGACAACCCCCAUGUCAUAUAUGGGUCCCAUGUUCCUCUGGAGCUACGCGACGAAAUCAUAGAUGCAUACAUGCACUCGCUCAAUCGCGUGUUUCUGAUUAUGCUCGUCUUUGCUGUGGCAAUGUUUCUGUGGACCCUGCCGCUACAGCACCGGACCCUGGCCCGACGGCUGCCGAAACGAACAGCGCCCGACGAGGUCAACCAGCGAGCGGAGGAGCCGCCCAGGCCUUCGUCAUGUGUAUAA